AUGCACACCCUCCUACGUCAACAAGACCUCGACAACUGGCGCGAUAACUAUGCUGGGUUUGAGACUGUGAAAGCCCGGCCCCCACUUGCCGGUGCUGCGAGUGCUGCAGGUCUGAUGAGUGAAUGCGAUGUCGAGGAGUGCGGGCGGGAAGCGCUGCGGCAAUGCUACGAAGUCCGCGUCGAAAUUCCGGCAGUUAAACAUUGA
Messenger RNA from Sparassis crispa, 204 nucleotides. RefSeq lists its product as hypothetical. Bases 1 to 204 code for a protein of 67 amino acids. The record is from RefSeq and is a predicted model, not a curated record. The transcript is spliced from 3 exons. Lineage: Eukaryota; Fungi; Basidiomycota; Agaricomycetes; Polyporales; Sparassidaceae.